Messenger RNA from Gracilinanus agilis (Agile Gracile Mouse Opossum), 6418 nucleotides. It is a transcript of the gene TANC2, whose product is annotated as tetratricopeptide repeat, ankyrin repeat and coiled-coil containing 2. The transcript has 28 exons. The record is from RefSeq and is a predicted model, not a curated record. Gene Ontology annotation, biological process: regulation of dendritic spine morphogenesis. Bases 212 to 6418 code for a protein of 2068 amino acids. Gene Ontology annotation, cellular component: dendritic spine. NCBI's taxonomy places the organism in Eukaryota, Metazoa, Chordata, Mammalia, Didelphimorphia, Didelphidae. Gene Ontology annotation, molecular function: protein binding.
AGGGGAGACCGAGACUUAGGGAGGCGCUUGCCGAGUAAGGUCGAGUGAGGAGGGUAGUCGCCACUGCCGGUGGAGAAGACCUCCAACCCCCCGCCCCCCACCUCCCCGGAUCCACCGGGACUGGGACUGGGGUGGGGGUGGGCGUUGACGCCGGGUUGCAGCGAGGCCACCCAUCUGAGCAGCAGUUUGGUGACACUUGAAUUGCAUAGCCAUGUUUCGAAAUAGUCUGAAGAUGCUUCUCACUGGUGGGAAAUCGAGCCGAAAAAAUAGGUCCAGUGAUGGAGGGAGCGAGGAGCCACCAGAUCAGAGACAAUCAAGUGUAGACUCUCGCCAAAGCCGCUCUGGGCAAGGUGGCAUCUCCACAGAAAAUGACUGUACUUUUGAACCAGACUAUGCCAUCCCACCACUUCCAGUGACCGAAGGUAUGCAGCACAUUCGGAUUAUGGAGGGCAUGUCCCGCUCUCUUCCAUCUUCCCCCUUACUCACCCAUCAGUCUAUCAGUGUCCGGCUCCAACCUGUGAAGAAAUUAACUGCCCCUCUGAGGAAGGCAAAGUUUGUUGAGAGCCCACGAAUCCCAGAAUCUGAUCUUGGCUCACCAACACUCACUUCAGCACAGAAACUGGACGUUGAUGAAUACUGCCCUGGUGAUGUGGAACAGGAACUUGGACCCCCUCCAUCAGUAGAUGAGGCAGCAAACACACUCAUGACUCGCCUGGGCUUCCUCCUUGGAGAGAAAGUCACAGAAGUGCAGCCAGGGGCCCAGUACAGCAUGGAGGUGCAAGAUGAAAAUCAGACCUCAGCAGUCACUCAACGAAUAAGUCCUUGUUCUACCCUGACUAGCAGCACUGCCUCGCCACCAGCCAACAGCCCUUGUUCUACUCUCCCACCAGUCAAUACCAGUGCAACAGCCAAGGAUUGCAACUAUGGGGCUGUCACAAGUCCAACAUCCACACUUGAAAGCAGAGAUAGUGGUAUCAUUGCUACUUUGACAAGUUAUUCUGAAAAUGUGGAACGAACAAAGUAUGUUGGGGAAAGCAGUAAAGAAUUAGGAUCUGGAGGAAACCUGAAACCUUGGCAGUCCCAAAAAUCCAGCAUGGAUUCAUGUUUAUACCGAGUAGAUGAAAACAUGACAGCCUCUACCUAUAGUCUUAACAAGAUCCCAGAAAGGAACCUGGAAACAGUUCUGUCCCAAUCAGUACAAUCUAUUCCACUUUACCUAAUGCCACGGCCAAAUUCAGUAGCAGCUACCAGCUCUGCUCACCUGGAGGACCUUGCUUACCUGGAUGAACAAAGGCAUACUCCCUUGAGAACUUCUCUCCGAAUGCCAAGGCAGAGCAUGGGUGGUGCUCGUACACAGCAGGAUUUGCGAGUGCGAUUUGCGCCGUAUAGACCUCCAGACAUCUCCCUGAAGCCCCUGCUUUUCGAAGUGCCCAGCAUCACCACAGAGUCUGUAUUUGUUGGCCGCGACUGGGUUUUCCAUGAAAUAGAUGCUCAACUCCAGAGUGAAAAUGCCAGUGUGAAUCAAGGAGUUGUGAUUGUCGGAAACAUUGGAUUUGGCAAAACCGCUAUCAUCUCCAGGCUAGUGGCCCUCAGUUGCCAUGGUACACGGAUGAGACAGAUUGCCUCAGAUAGUCCACAUGCUUCUCCAAAACAUGUGGAUGCCAACCGAGAGCUGCCACUUACUCAGCCGCCUUCUGCCCAUUCUUCUAUCACCAGUGGAAGCUGCCCAGGAACUCCAGAAAUGCGCAGACGACAAGAGGAAGCUAUGAGGAGACUUGCCUCACAGGUGGUUGCCUAUCACUACUGCCAAGCAGACAAUGCUUACACCUGUUUGGUACCAGAGUUUGUCCACAAUGUUGCUGCAUUACUCUGCCGUUCCCCUCAACUUGUUGCCUAUCGAGAACAGCUUCUUCGGGAGCCCCACCUGCAGAGCAUGCUGAGCCUCCGGUCUUGUGUGCAGGAUCCCAUGGCCUCCUUCCGGAGAGGAGUCCUUGAGCCCCUGGAAAACCUCCACAAAGAGAGCAAAAUUCCAGAUGAAGAUUUCAUCAUUCUAAUUGAUGGGUUAAAUGAAGCAGAAUUUCACAAACCAGAUUAUGGGGACACGAUAGUGUCAUUUCUGAGUAAGAUGAUUGGAAAAUUCCCUUCUUGGCUCAAGCUGAUAGUAACAGUUAGGACCAGUUUACAGGAAAUUACCAAAUUACUGCCCUUCCAUAGGAUCUUCUUGGAUCGCCUAGAAGAGAAUGAAGCCAUAGACCAGGACCUCCAAGCAUAUAUCCUACAUAGGAUUCACAGCAGUUUAGAGAUUCAAAAUAACAUUUCUCUCAAUGGCAAAAUGGACAACACUACAUUUGGAAAACUCAGUUCUCAUCUCAAGACCCUCAGCCAAGGUUCCUAUCUGUACCUAAAACUCACAUUUGACCUCAUAGAGAAGGGAUACCUGGUUUUAAAGAGCUCUAGCUACAAAGUAGUUCCUGUAUCUCUUUCUGAGGUUUAUCUACUCCAAUGCAAUAUGAAAUUCCCAACCCAGUCCUCCUUUGACCGAGUGAUGCCUCUUCUAAAUGUUGCAGUAGCCUCUCUCCACCCACUUACAGAUGAGCAUAUCUUCCAGGCCAUCAAUGCAGGCAGCAUUGAGGGUACUCUGGAAUGGGAAGACUUUCAACAAAGGAUGGAGAAUCUCUCCAUGUUUCUAAUUAAGCGCAGAGACAUGACCCGCAUGUUUGUGCAUCCUUCUUUUCGAGAAUGGCUCAUCUGGAGAGAGGAAGGAGAGAAAACCAAAUUUCUCUGUGAUCCCAGGAGUGGUCACACUUUACUUGCCUUCUGGUUUUCCCGUCAAGAAGGAAAACUAAACCGACAGCAAACUAUUGAGUUGGGACACCACAUCCUCAAAGCACACAUUUUUAAGGGUUUAAGUAAAAAAGUUGGGGUAUCAUCCUCUAUACUCCAAGGUCUCUGGAUCUCAUAUAGUACUGAAGGUCUUUCCAUGGCAUUGUCGUCUUUACGAAAUCUCUAUACUCCAAAUAUAAAGGUCAGUCGGUUGCUGAUUUUGGGAGGUGCCAACAUCAAUUACCGGACAGAGGUUUUGAAUAAUGCCCCAAUCUUGUGUGUCCAGUCACACCUUGGUUAUACAGAGAUGGUAGCCCUUCUAUUGGAGUUUGGGGCUAAUGUAGAUGCCGCUUCAGAAAGUGGCCUUACUCCUCUAGGAUAUGCUGCAGCAGCUGGAUUCCUAAGCAUUGUUGUGCUGCUCUGCAAAAGACGAGCCAAGGUGGAUCACUUGGACAAAAAUGGGCAGUGUGCACUGGUUCAUGCUGCACUCAGAGGCCAUCUGGAGGUUGUCAAGUUCUUGAUUCAGUGUGACUGGACAAUGGCUGGCCAGCAGCAAGGGGUGUUUAAGAAAAGCCAUGCCAUUCAACAAGCCCUCAUUGCCGCAGCCAGCAUGGGCUAUACAGAGAUUGUCUCCUACCUGCUAGAUCUUCCAGAAAAAGAUGAAGAAGAAGUAGAACGAGCCCAGAUCAAUAGCUUUGACAGCCUCUGGGGAGAAACAGCCCUGACAGCUGCAGCUGGAAGGGGCAAGCUAGAUGUAUGUCGCCUGCUUUUGGAACAAGGGGCAGCAGUAGCCCAGCCAAAUAGGCGGGGGGCAGUGCCCUUAUUCAGCACUGUUCGGCAAGGUCAUUGGCAGAUUGUUGACCUCUUGCUCACUCAUGGAGCUGAUGUUAACAUGGCAGACAAGCAAGGCCGCACUCCCCUAAUGAUGGCAGCUUCAGAAGGCCAUCUAGGGACGGUGGAUUUCUUACUGGCACAAGGUGCCUCCAUUGCCCUGAUGGACAAAGAGGGAUUGACAGCCCUCAGCUGGGCUUGCUUGAAGGGCCACCUCCCGGUGGUACGCUCCCUUGUGGAGAAUGGGGCAGCAACAGACCAUGCUGACAAGAAUGGCCGCACCCCGUUGGAUCUUGCAGCUUUCUAUGGUGAUGCUGAAGUGGUGCAGUUCCUGGUGGAUCAUGGGGCCAUGAUUGAGCAUGUCGAUUACAGUGGGAUGCGUCCACUGGACAGGGCAGUGGGAUGCCGAAACACCUCUGUCGUAGUCACCCUUCUGAAGAAAGGAGCCAAGAUAGGUUGUCAGACGUUACCGAGUCGCCCACGAGGUCCAGCCACUUGGGCGAUGGCCACCUCCAAACCAGACAUCAUGAUCAUCCUGUUGAGCAAGCUGAUGGAGGAAGGGGACAUGUUUUAUAAGAAAGGUAAAGUGAAAGAAGCAGCCCAGCGUUACCAGUAUGCCCUGAAGAAAUUUCCCAGGGAAGGGUUUGGUGAAGAUUUGAAAACUUUCCGGGAAUUAAAAGUCUCUCUCCUCCUCAACCUCUCCAGAUGUCGCAGGAAAAUGAAUGAUUUUGGAAUGGCGGAGGAAUUUGCUACUAAAGCCCUGGAGCUGAAACCGAAAUCUUAUGAAGCUUACUAUGCAAGAGCAAGAGCAAAACGGAGCAGCAGGCAGUUUUCAGCAGCACUGGAGGACCUGAAUGAGGCCAUCAAGCUGUGUCCAAACAAUCGUGAGAUCCAGCGGCUACUGAUGAGAGUAGAAGAAGAGUGUAGACAGAUGCAACAGCAGCAACAGCAACAGCAGCAAUUACCAGUAGAAGCUGAGCCUGACCCCCAGCAAGAGGAUCUCUAUUCUGUGCAAGACAUCUUUGAAGAGGAGUACCUAGAGCAGGAUGUCGAAAACGUUUCCAUUGGCCUACAGACUGAAGCUCGGCCCACCCAGGGGCUCCCCAUCAUCCAGAGCCCACCCUCCUCUCCUGCCCAUCGAGAGUCUGCAUACAUCUCUGGCUCCCCACUCGGCUCACAUCAGGUUUUUGAUUUCCGGUCUAAUAGUUCUGUAGGUUCUCCCACUAGGCAGAGUUACCAGUCCACAUCUCCUGCUCUCUCCCCUACACACCAGAACUCUCAUUACAGGCCCAGUCCCCCACAUACAUCCCCAGCUCAUCAGGGUGGAGCUUACCGCUUCAGCCCCCCUCCCGUGGGAGGGCAGGGGAAAGAAUAUCCAAGUCCUCCCCCAUCACCUCUCCGAAGAGGCCCUCAGUACCGGGCCAGCCCUCCAGCUGAAAGCAUGAGCGUCUAUAGGUCCCAGUCUGGCUCUCCUGUACGAUACCAGCAAGAAACUAAUGUCAGUCAGAUUCCUGGAAGGCCAAAGUCUCCUUUGUCCAAAAUGGCCCAGAGGCCAUACCAGAUGCCCCAGCUUCCUGUGGCCGUGCCCCAGCAAGGGCUUAGACUGCAGCCUGCCAAGGCCCAGAUCGUGAGAAGCAACCAGCCCAGCUCAGCAGUUCACUCCAGCACGGUCAUCCCCACCGGCACUUACGGCCAAGUGGCUCAUUCGAUGGCCAGUAAAUACCAGGCUUCACAGGGAGAGAUGGGGGUGAGUCAGAGUCGGCUGGUCUACCAAGGGUCAAUUGGAGGGAUUGUAGGUGAUGGAAGACCUGUGCAACAUGUACAGGCCAGCCUCAGUGCAGGUGCCAUCUGCCAGCAUGGAGGGCUGACCAAAGAAGACCUUCCACAGAGACCUUCCUCCGCCUACCGUGGAGGGGUGAGGUACAGUCAGACACCCCAGAUCGGGCGCAGCCAGUCAGCCUCCUACUAUCCAGUGUGUCACUCCAAACUGGAUCUGGAGCGCUCUUCCAGCCAGCUCGGCUCCCCCGACGUGUCACACUUAAUCAGAAGACCCAUUACGGUCAACCCUAAUGAAAUCAAAUCCCACCCACCAACUCCCAGGCCUCUGCUGCACUCCCAAAGCGUAGGCCUCCGAUUCUCUCCUUCUAGCAAUAGCAUAUCAUCCACCUCCAAUCUGACUCCCACCUUCCGCCCUUCCUCCUCGAUUCAGCAAAUGGAGAUCCCGCUGAAACCGGCGUAUGACAGGGCAUGCGAUGAGCUGUCUCCUGUGUCUCCCACUCAGGGAGGCUACCCCAGUGAGCCAGCUCGGUCCAGGACCACACCGUUCAUGGGGAUCAUAGAUAAAACAGCCCGGACUCAACAGUACCCCCACCUCCACCAGCAGAAUCGGACCUGGGCGGUUUCAUCAGUGGAUACCGUCAUCAGCCCCACGUCUCCGGGCAAUCUGCCUCAGGCCGAGUCCUUCAGUCCGCCGUCUUCAAUCGGCAACAUUGCCUUUUAUAACAAAACCAACAAUGCUCAGAAUGGCCAUUUGCUGGAGGAUGAUUAUUAUAGUCCCCAUGGGAUGCUGGCUAAUGGGUCCCGCGGAGACCUCUUGGAGAGAGUCAGCCAAGCUGCCUCGUAUCCUGAUGUAAAGGUGGCCAGGACACUGCCUGUUGCUCAGGCGUAUCAGGACAACCUGUACAGGCAGUUGUCCAGGGACUCUCGACAAGGGCAGACAUCCCCAAUCAAACCAAAGAGACCAUUUGUGGAGUCUAAUGUUUAA